AGAGUCAAGCAGAGCAGCGUUUGGACUCUAGUUUCUGCUUUAGUGAGAGAGAUAUUGGAAGUGUCUGUUUCUUCUCCUGUUUAUUAAAACAGCAAAAAACACAGACUCAACAACUUAAUUGCAAUGAUGAGAACUUCAAUAUGAUUACCACCAUGAUCCAAAAGUACAGGAGCUAAUAAUAAUAAUAAAAAUUUAUGAAAAUGAGCUUUUCCAUUUUUGUAGUAAAUGCCUGUAGAGGGAGAGAGAGAGAGGAGGGUUCAGCGCAUUAAAUAUUAUCUUCCUCGACUAGUUCAAAUAAUUAUUAACCAUCCUUCUCUACAAACACAAGCAAAUUUCAACCUAAAAACCUUUAAACUAAGAUCUACCAUCGGUCGACUGUCUCAGCAUUUCUGUCUGUCCUGAGAGAUAAGUACACACACACAUAUAUAUAUAUCUUUCCUGUACUACUGCUGUUUGUAGAACUGUUUUUUUUAUUUAUUUGUACGAUAGUUUUUUUUUUGUUUCUGUUUUUUAAUUUAACUGUAAAAAAAAAAAAUUUGAACUGUAAAGAAGAAAGUUUGAAUUGUAAAGAACGUUUUUUUUUUUAAGGGAAUAUGAACAAUUUAGAUCUGUGAAUAUUGAAAUGAUCUUACUUUUCUGUUAUCAAAACAGUUUUUGUAGACAGUCUAAUUUAUACAAAAAUAAGCAAAACUUAGACAUUCAGACAGCCUCCCAGACAGACAAAUAGAUUCUCACACACACACAGACAGUCACAGACUCACAUUAUUAGAGAGUCUCACAGACAGAUUCUCAUACACACAGUCACACAGACUCGCAUUCUUAGACACAGUCUAGCACAGACGGAGGGAUGCGCUGGCUCCUCUCCUCCUCUCUCAGGAGAGCCUCGCCUCUCUCCUCUUCCCCUGGAUCUCUCAGAAUGCUGAGCGCUGACCCCGCGACGACCCCGAGCUUCGGCGAUGGCCGCGCGUUUCGACUGAAACGGACGAGCGAGAUCGUGAGAGCGCUGACUGUCUUCAGAAUGUGCUCCGUCCCUGCGCUCGUCACACACUGUGACAAGCUCUUCUCGUUUGCUCGCUUUCUCCUCAGGCCCCACCUCUUCUCCCUCCUCAUGAGGGCCACAGCGUAUGGACAGUUCGUUGCCGGGGAGACGGUCCAAGAGAUUUGCGUUGCCAUGGACAAGCUGAGCACGAUGGGAAUGAGGCCCAUGCUGGCCGUGCCGAUCGAGGAGGACCUUGGAGAGAACAGGGAGGGGGAGCAGCAGUACGAUGAGAAUCUGGCAGCCAUGUUGGAUUGUGUGCAGCUCUCCAAGAGAGGUGCAAAGACUACAUCUCCCAUGAUGCAACUCAAAGUGACAGCCCUGCUUAGCGCUGAGCUGUGUAAGCGGAUUACAGUCCUGCUCUCGCACCCGGGUCUCUCGGAGCAGUUCUCUCUGACACGUCUGCUGCGCGCCAUGGAGGGCCAGGAAGUGAGGUUCUCAGGGCUGAGCGAUGGCGAGGCGGGUCACUUUCUGUGUGGGCUGAGGAGGCUUUACCAUGUAGGAGAGUAUGCUAAGGGUCACGGGGUUCGAGUUCUGGUCGAUGCCGAAUACACCUACAUAAACCCCGCCCUCACACUCGUAACCAUGGCGAUGAUGAAGAAGUUUAACCAAUCGGAGCCCUGGAUUUGGAACACCUAUCAGUGCUACUUAAAGGACUCGUUCUCGCUCCUCUCUGCUGAUAUCUCUGUCUCGGUCCGAGAGCGGUUCUGUUUUGGGAUGAAGCUGGUUCGAGGCGCGUACAUGGACAAGGAGAGGAAGCUGGCCAAUGAGCAGAACUACCCUGACCCCAUCCACCAAUCAUGGGAGAGCACCAAUCACAGCUAUCACCAGUCUCUGGAUAUGAUCCUGGAUCUGAUAGCGAAGGACAGUAAGCGAUACAGCAUCAUCAUCGCGAGCCACAACGAGGACUCCAUCAAAUAUGCCAUGAAAAGGAUGCAGGAGUUGGGAAUCCCGAAGGAUGGCACAGGCGUCUGUUUCGGACAGCUCCUGGGAAUGUGUGACCACGUCUCGUUAACCCUCGGUAAGCCAGUGAGCCGCAGAUCAGCGCAGUCAAUGAAGCGAGAGAUAGAGGCUAUGGAGAACGACAUUGAGGAGUCUAUCCCGAGGGGAGGGGGGAGAGAGAACCGCACGGUGCUGCUUGGGAUCAGGAGGGAGAGGGAACUGCUCCAGAAAGAGCUCUGGAGAAGAGUGCUGAGGCGGGCCUCGGGCCCCACUGGAGGAACAGUGUAGACACGUCCGGAGAGA
This is a messenger RNA of Polyodon spathula (Mississippi paddlefish), 2281 nucleotides long. RefSeq names its product proline dehydrogenase 2 (gene prodh2). The transcript is spliced from 10 exons. The record is from RefSeq and is a predicted model, not a curated record. Bases 848 to 2266 code for a protein of 472 amino acids. Gene Ontology annotation, cellular component: mitochondrion. Gene Ontology annotation, molecular function: FAD binding; proline dehydrogenase activity. NCBI's taxonomy places the organism in Eukaryota, Metazoa, Chordata, Actinopteri, Acipenseriformes, Polyodontidae.